AUGGUCGUGGAUGGCUUCAGCACUGGUAGUGGGUCUCCCGUGGAAGGAAUGUUCCCGGAGCAGAAUGUGACGUGGGACUGCCCUGCAGUCUUGCAAGGCAACUGCAGCGCGUCGAACCUACAUGAAAGUGAGUGUGAAGCAGCAAAGGCUUUCCUGCUGGAGAGGAAGCUGCCACUUCUUACAUUGCCGCUGUUUCGAUGCAGGUACUUGCAGCAGCCUGGGGCGGCUGCUGGCACGAAAUGUGAUUUCGCAUCCAUGUACAAAGAGAACGGUACAUGGAUCAACGGCUGUGUGCAUCCCAACAACACAGUGACCUUCUUCGAGCAGGACUGCGACAUAUCAGAGUUCGAGGAAAACGUCCGGUCAUUCGACCUAUGGUUCUACAAGAUCUUCCAGUACCUGGAUGACGUGGUCCAAGACCUCAUCCUCCAAAUCGCCGAUGAUCUGAAAGCCAUCGUCUACCUGCAUUUGGUCGAUCCCGUCUUCGACCUGCUUGACGGCUUUGACUGCUCCUUCAUGCAAAGCUUCUGGCGAGGCCUCACUGACUCUCUUUGCUUUCAAGCUGUGAGCAGUGUUCAGGUGGUGGCCAGCUACUAUGUGUGGGCGGCCAGCUUCUCUUUGGCCAUGGUGGUUGUACUUUAUGUUGCCUGGCGAAUCUCAAGGGACACGACGGAUGCUUUCGAAAAUUCGCUGACCUUCCCGACGAGAGCCAGAGACUUGCGAAACAAAGUGAAACAGAGGGUUGGCUACCAGACCUCUGAAGCUCCAACCGCUCCCGCCGAAGCUCCAGCAACCACAGCUCCAGGACUCUCGCUCUGA
This is a messenger RNA of Symbiodinium natans, 819 nucleotides long. The record is from the annotation of a GenBank genome assembly. NCBI's taxonomy places the organism in Eukaryota, Dinophyceae, Suessiales, Symbiodiniaceae.